This is a messenger RNA of Ilex paraguariensis (yerba mate), 948 nucleotides long. NCBI's taxonomy places the organism in Eukaryota, Viridiplantae, Streptophyta, Magnoliopsida, Aquifoliales, Aquifoliaceae. The record is from the annotation of a GenBank genome assembly.
AUGCCUACGAAGGAGGAAUGGUCCUUGAUGAAUUGGAUGAGGGCAGAGAAUAUCAUAAGAAUGAGAGGUGUGGCGUAUGUCCAGCACCACACUUCGAGAUCGCGUUCUAGUUCUAUUUUUGUAGAUCGGAUGGGACCGGACUACUUGCAGCGAACAAGUUCAUGUGCUGUUAGUUGUCUUCCACAUUAUGCGGAGAGGGAAAAAAACCCUUCAUACAUGUCUUUUAUAAUCCAGCAAUACAAUACAAACCCAACAUUUAUUCUUUAUGAUUUGUUGGAUGCAUAUGGUGUGUGUCUCCUUUGGCCAAAGGCUGAAAAAUUGAGCAAUCAGAUAGCCUUAAAUUUGGAGAAAACGAAGCAGCCCCAGUUGACGCCUACGAACAUAAUCAUCAACAACAGAGACAAAACGGAAAGUCAGGACGAGAAACACAAGGAAAAGGAAUUGAAGAUGGUUUGCUUGGCGUGUUUGUUGCCUCUCUUCCUCGUUCCAAUCGUCAACAUUUUGCCUCUCCUCUUCGAUUUCAUUAUUGGAAAAGUGUAUAGAAUGUUGGGGUGGGAAUAUCGGAAGCCGGAGAGAGCACCCGCUGCUUGUCCCUACAAGCCUGCAGCCACCAAUCCCAAAACUACUGUUGCUAGAGAACCUAAUUCAGCAGCCCCUCUUUAUCCUGUCCAGAAAUCGGUAGGAGUCGACGAUGGCAAGCUUGAGUGACAGAUUCUCUGCGUGGACAUCAAAAUUGAAUGCUUUGUAAAUUUUCACAGCGAAAAGACAAUUUAUCUAGUUGUUGUUUGAGGAUAACGAUAUGCGAUGCUGUCAAAUUGUUUCUUUGUUAUCAAUAACAGGUUACUAAGGUGCGCUAUGUCUUUUGCAACUUUAUAUGCUUCUAACCUUCAAAACUGAAUUGGUAAUUGAGUGGGGGGCUUAUUACAUUAUUCCUAUAAAGUUUGAUCA